Ctenopharyngodon idella (grass carp) is the source of this 1556-nucleotide messenger RNA. RefSeq names its product ubiquinol-cytochrome-c reductase complex assembly factor 1 (gene uqcc1). Lineage: Eukaryota; Metazoa; Chordata; Actinopteri; Cypriniformes; Xenocyprididae. Bases 169 to 1020 code for a protein of 283 amino acids. Gene Ontology annotation, biological process: mitochondrial respiratory chain complex III assembly. The record is from RefSeq and is a predicted model, not a curated record. Gene Ontology annotation, cellular component: mitochondrion. The transcript is spliced from 9 exons.
GCUCUGAUUUCCACACGGACCACUUUAAGGGAGGGACUGAUUAUUUGACAUUGCUGUAAAGGGGGAGGGACAAAAACAAACAGUUACAAAACGUGUUAGAAAGUAUCAAUCCCUGAUUCUUGCUUUAUAGUUACAAUAAUACUCUAUUAUUGUGACUUUAGCGGAAUCAUGUAUCGGCGACCGCUGCAGUCCGCCGUCAGACAGUUAUUAAACGCUUCAGCAUCGAGAGCUGUCCUCGGAAAGGCCAUUGAACAAGAUGUGUGUCAGUCCAGGGCUUUGGUGGCUUGCCGGAUAACAGCGGAUGCUUGCGUCUCGCAAUGUCGAGCUCUUCACAGCACAAGUGAGCUGCGUACUGUUAAAGAGACCCCACAGACUACAGAUGAAGAGGUGGGGGCCUUCACCAAACUGAUUGAGGCCAUGGGCUUCACUGGACCCCUCAAAUACAACAAAUGGAAAAUUAAGAUAGCUGCCUUGCGAAUGUACACAUGCUGUGUAGAAAGAAUCAACUACGACGAAUUUUUUGAAAAGUGCUCUCUCCCCGACACGCUCAACUCCUGGUUCUUGGUGGCACAGCUCCACGUUUGGAUGUGUCUGGUCCGGAUGCGGCAGGAAGGCAGAGCUGGGAAGUACAUGUGCCGUUACAUCGUCCACUCCAUGUGGGAGGAUGUGGAGCAGAGGAGCAAGAUUAUGGGCAUUGAUGCCAUUCAGAGAAAGGAGAGCAUGAAGGUGAUGACGGAGACAUUCUACGCUGCACUUUUUGGUUAUGACGAGGGAAUUCUGUCAGACGAUUGCGUUCUUGCGGCGGCGCUCUGGAGGAACAUGUUUAACAGACAGUGUGAAGACCCCAGACAGCUCGAGAUGAUGGUUGAAUAUGUUCGCAAACAGAUGCAGUUCAUUGAUGCUCUGGAUGGGGAGGACCUGCUUUUAACAGGAGAAGUCAAAUGGCGCCCCCUGGUGGAGGAGAAUGCCCAGAGCAUCCUGAAGGUUCCCACCCCCACCUACAAUGAUGCUGGUCUCUAAGAGCUGCCAAUCAGGACACCAUCUGCCAAUCAGGAAGCAGUGCUCACCUGAUUAGUCACACCCUCUUUAUGUCGGAGUCUUUCUCUCCCUCUUCUUCCCUGACUUUUCCUUUCACCUUCCCCACUGGUUAGUCAGUUUCCCACGUCAACACAGUGUUGAGAACACAACAAACAAAUGCGCACACGCACACACACACACACACACACAUUUGUUCUCACGUGUAUUGAGAGUAUUAAGGACUCAUCAGAAUGGUUUUGACCUCUCCUUUUCUAAAUCUAUAGAGUAUUCUUGUAUUUAUAUAUGUCUUUCCAUACGGCUGCAAUGUUGCAAUAUUUAUAGGAAUAUUUCCUGGCUCUUUCACUGUAUCUUUCCUCAGUGUUUACGGCGCGAAUAGUUUUUUUUUUUUUAUUAUUAUUUUACUCUCAAUGUGUUGGAGGAAAAUGUUUUGAGUGUGUGUGAAUGUGAGUGUAUUUUUUAUUUGUCAGGGUCGUCCACCAAUAAAAGCGCUUCUCGAGUAAUGACCUCUUCUGACCUCA